This is a messenger RNA of Penicillium lagena, 1281 nucleotides long. Its product is annotated as putative beta-ketoacyl synthase (Cem1). Gene Ontology annotation, biological process: fatty acid biosynthetic process. The record is from RefSeq and is a predicted model, not a curated record. The transcript has 8 exons. The coding region runs from base 1 to 1281 and encodes 426 amino acids. Lineage: Eukaryota; Fungi; Ascomycota; Eurotiomycetes; Eurotiales; Aspergillaceae. Gene Ontology annotation, molecular function: 3-oxoacyl-[acyl-carrier-protein] synthase activity.
AUGCGGCGCGUUGUCGUGACGGGUCUAGGGGCGGUGACGCCGCUGGGAGUCGGAGUCCGUCGAUCAUGGAACCGCUUGCUAGACGGCCACUGCGGCAUCAGCAACGUUACUCGUCGCGAUGCCCGCUUCGCCGAGCUGCCGUGCCAGAUCGCCGCUGUUGUGCCCGCUGGUUUGCGGGCAGAGGGCGGUUGGACUGUGGAGGAAUGGAUGAGUAGGAGUGAGGAGCGCAAGAUGGCCCUGUUUGCGCAGUAUGCUAUGGCUGCUGCGGAGGAGGCCCUUGAGGAUGCGGGGUGGAAACCGGUGGAUGGUGAGCAGAGGGAGAAUACGGGUGUGUGUCUCGGCUCCGGCAUAGGGAACUUCGAUGAGAUCUACAAUACCGUCGUUACCUAUGAGAAGGGGGGCUACAAAAAAGUUCACCCGCUCUUCGUCCCAAAGCUGCUCAUCAAUCUCGGCGCGGGGCAUAUCUCUAUGAAAUAUGGGUUCAUGGGCCCCAACCAUGCAGCAACAACAGCCUGCACCACCGGCGCACACUCGAUUGGCGAUGCAGCGAGGUUCAUCUCCUGCGGCGAAGCAGAUGUCAUGGUUGCUGGUGGUGCCGAAUCCUGCAUCCACCCACUAGCCAUUGGCGGGUUUGCCCGCGCGCGCAGCCUCGCGACUGAGUUUAAUGAUUGUCCCGAGAAGGCGUCGCGGCCGUUUGAUGCUGAUCGGAAGGGUUUUGUCGUUGGUGAAGGCGCGGCGGUAUUGGUUCUUGAGGAGCUAGAACACGCCCGAUCCAGAGGCGCGCACAUCUACGCCGAGCUCAGAGGCUACGGCUGCUCCGCGGACGCACACCACAUGACAGCGCCGAAAGAGAACGGCGCAGGCGCCUACCUGGCCAUGAAGAAAGCGCUGAGACACGCCCAGCUCCGCCCCGCCGCGGUGGACUAUGUCAACGCCCACGCCACAUCUACCGUCAUUGGUGACGCGGCUGAGAACGCGGCUAUCAAGUCGCUUCUCCUUGGGCCCGAGGGGAUGCAGAAGCCCGCGGAGGUGAAUGUUAGUAGCACUAAGGGUGCUAUUGGACAUCUGCUUGGUGGAGCGGGGGCUGUGGAGGCGUUGUUUAGUGUUCUUGCUAUUCAUGAGAAUGUCAUGCCACCAACUAUUAAUCUGGAGCGGUGUGGUGAUGGGUUUGAUUGCAACUAUGCGCCGAAUCAUCCCCAGCAGCGGAAGAUCGAUGUGGCGCUGACGAAUAGCUUUGGAUUUGGAGGGACGAAUAGCUCGCUCUGCUUUGCGAGGAUUUAA